Messenger RNA from Aureobasidium subglaciale EXF-2481, 1266 nucleotides. Its product is annotated as glycoside hydrolase family 76 protein. The transcript has a single exon. Lineage: Eukaryota; Fungi; Ascomycota; Dothideomycetes; Dothideales; Saccotheciaceae. Gene Ontology annotation, biological process: carbohydrate metabolic process. The record is from RefSeq and is a predicted model, not a curated record. The coding region runs from base 1 to 1266 and encodes 421 amino acids.
AUGCAUCACAUCAAAGACGCUUUUGAGCACUCGAAAGCGAAGAAUGGUUCUGGUCAGCAGCCCCUCCACCAGCAACACGGCUUCCCAGGCAGCCAAGUCCAACAACCUACACAACCUCAGCAACCACUACGUCCACAACAUCCUGGUAGCCAUCACGAACAAAGUCCACUAUCUAAAACCACUCAAGGUGCUAUCGAUGUAUUCAUGGCAUCAAAGCAGCCAAACGGCGAGAUUGGUGGUAUAGGUUAUUGGCAGACAGCCAACGGCUACACGUGUAUUGCUCUAAGGGACGCGUGGUCCGGGGGCAACUGCAAUGCGACACUCCUCCGAGACCGAUUGUCGACAGUGGAAAGUCAUCACAAGCAUUUCAUCAACGAGUUCAACGACGACACCUUGUGGUGGGGUCAUUGCCUGCUUGAUGCUUACAUGACCAGUCCUGACUCGUAUUACCUCGAGAAUGCUCGCCAGAUCUGGCAACAUGUAGAGCGUAGUAUGCUAGCUCCCGGUCAGGCCAAGGUCAGAGACAUGGAUAUGGCUGGUGCCGUCAUGUGGACCACCAGGCCGAACGAGGAACAGGUAAACGCCAUUACGACUGGUCUGUUUUCGGAACUCUCUGCCCGUCUUGCUUUGCUACAGAAACCAGGUCGGGAAACUGCAGAGAUGCUCGAAGCGGCCGAGAGAAGCUUCGCCUGGAUUGAACGCUGUCGUUACCGCUCAAAUGAAUGCAUUGUACUCGACACGAUCAAGCUCAAGUCCCAAGAGUGUGUCGACUGGACCUUCACUUACUGCACCGGACAGGCCAUAGCCGCAGCCACUGCGAUCUUUACAACUCUCAGCUUUAGCAGUCAUAAUUCACAUAGCAACAAGUCGCCACAUGGUUACCUAUCACUGGCUUGCGACAUGGCACGUAAAGCAAUAUGUCGAAACGGCUGGGUUGAGCACGAUGGUACCUUGACCGAGCACGGCGCAUAUGGCAAAGGCAACCAUGAGCCUUGGAAAAAUGACGACGCAGUCGGAUUCAAGUCUGUCUUGUUGCGUAGUCUGGCAAAGCUGCUCAAGCUCCUACGCGAAGCCGACCAAGAGCCCGAUUUGCAGCGACGACUGACAGAAUUCAUCAAGAAACAGUACGACAGCUUGCAGCAACGCAACACCAACGGAAACAAUCAGUAUGGUCCCUGGUGGGCAGGACCUAUGGAGCUGCCGACCAGCCAUAGUCAGAUGGCAGCACUUGAUGUGAUGGCGGCUAUACAUCUUGUGCAGACUUGA